This is a messenger RNA of Telopea speciosissima, 761 nucleotides long. RefSeq lists its product as uncharacterized. Lineage: Eukaryota; Viridiplantae; Streptophyta; Magnoliopsida; Proteales; Proteaceae. The coding region runs from base 274 to 558 and encodes 94 amino acids. The record is from RefSeq and is a predicted model, not a curated record. The transcript is spliced from 4 exons.
CUUCCUUGUACCCUCUAUCUCCACUUCUGCCUCUUGCACUUUUUCCCCUUUUGUUUGCUUUCUCUUCUCUUUAGAUUCUUUCUCACUUCUUCCUCUUUCCUUCUAAUUCUAUAUAUAUAUAUAUAUAUGUUUUGUCCACUUCCAUUACAUAUUAGUUAGAGAGAAAAAAGAAAUAAGAGGUAUCAAUAUGUGUCACAGCCACCAAUUCCCUUGUUUGCGUUGCUAUCCAAAUGACUACAUUCGAAUGUAUUUAUGGAUCAUUGAACGUUUUGCAUGGAGUUUCAGGUUCAACAUCUGAUAGAGAGGUGCCUUCUCCUUCGCAUGAGUAGAGAUGACUGCAUUGAAGCUCUUGCAGAGCAUGCUAGCAUCCGCCCACUUAUCACUCUUACUGUGUGGAAGGAGCUAUUUAAAGAGAACAGACACUUCUUUCAAGAAUAUUUCGAUGCUGUUUCUCCAAGACCUUUCAAUUUCAAUGGUAGAACUGUUGAAAGGGUAUCAAGAUUAGGAGGAGGAAGCCAUGGAGAUGAAAGAAACAGAUUAAUGCCACUUCUCCCAUAGAAAGCAUUAUAAAAAAUUUAUGUGUUUUCUUUCUUCUCUUCCUUGUAAUUUUGACUUAAUUAAGUUAUUAAAUGAGGAACUACAUCACAUGUGGUAAGUUAAGGCUUGGCCUCUUAAAAAAUAAGAAGUCCUACUUCAAAACUUAAAGCCUGUCAAGGUGGAUAUGUUAUGAGAAAUGAUAAAAUUGAUCUAGUUAAUUUCUU